UGUUGUUUUGGCUGCCUGCAAUCACGGCUAGAUAUUCCUUUGAAUCUGUAGCUGGCAAAACUCCAAAGAGAAGACGAUCAAUCCCAACUGAAAGGUAAAUGAACUGAACAAGCACUCCCUCGAUAGAGAAAACCCAUUUCAAUCCUCUCUCUCUCUCUCUCUCUCUCUCCUCAAUCACUCCUUUGAUGGCUGAGUUACAGCCGCCGGAAGUCCUACCUGACACAGGCCCAACCACCACUACUACCACUACCACUGCCGCCACUCCAAUAGUACCCGUUUCUUCUGAAAUCGACAACACCACCAGCAAUAUCGGCACAAGUUUAGGACCAAAACGCCAACGCCGGCCGAGUGUCCGUCUGGGCGAGAUCGGGGAUCCACCAGCCACUGUCUCCAACGAUUCUCAUCCCCGACGACCCAAAACGACCUGGAAAUUUCAUAAACACCCGAGGUUAGUCACUAAAACCUCCAAAACUCGACCUUUGACCAACCUCGUCAACGGGGGUGAUAAUAACCAUGACAACCUGAACACCAACGAAGACAACAGCACCCACAACCCCGAACUCGGGAGCCAAAUGCCCAAAUUGAAAAAACCUACAAAAAAAAUACGAACCAAUUUGGCGGCCGCAGCCUUGAAACUCGACAACGGCGGCGUCGUUGGGGAUAAUAGUAGAGAAGAUAAUGAUGAUGGAAAAGCGUUCAGGGAAUUCGAAGCUGAGGAUUCGGAGAGUCCGCUGAAAGAACAGAGCCCAGUUCAAUCGAUUGACAAUGCGGAGUUCGAUUUUUGGCAUCGGAGGCCAAUUAGGGCUAGGGUUUCGAAGAGUCGUGAUGGAGAUCAUGAUGAGAAUGGAAUGCCGGAAUCGAAUUCUCGGGAGGAACGGAAUUGCGUAACAAGCAAUGAAGGGGUAAGAGAUUGGCUGAUUGGGCUUGGAUUGGGGCGUUAUGCGCCGGUUUUCGAGAUACACGAGGUGGACGAUGAGGUUCUACCGAUGUUGACAUUGGAGGAUUUAAAGGAUAUGGGGAUAAAUGCUGUUGGUUCUAGGCGCAAAAUGUACAUCGCCAUUCUCAAGCUUCGGAAGAGGUUUGGUUUUCGUGAAGAUUUCUGCCAUUCUUAACAACUCAGCGGCCAGGGCCAUAGACAUAGCCAUAGCCACAGCCAUAGCAGGAACAAAAAAACUUCAAUGCAUGUCUGAGAAGAGAGGUUUGAGUUCUUUUUGAACUGUUUUUUUGAGGAUUUCUUUGGGUUUUCUUUUU
Messenger RNA from Ilex paraguariensis (yerba mate), 1251 nucleotides. NCBI's taxonomy places the organism in Eukaryota, Viridiplantae, Streptophyta, Magnoliopsida, Aquifoliales, Aquifoliaceae. The record is from the annotation of a GenBank genome assembly.